Messenger RNA from Saprolegnia diclina VS20, 4507 nucleotides. RefSeq lists its product as hypothetical. The transcript is spliced from 8 exons. Lineage: Eukaryota; Oomycota; Saprolegniomycetes; Saprolegniales; Saprolegniaceae. Gene Ontology annotation, molecular function: microfilament motor activity; actin filament binding; ATP binding. Gene Ontology annotation, biological process: actin filament organization; vesicle transport along actin filament. The record is from RefSeq and is a predicted model, not a curated record. Gene Ontology annotation, cellular component: vesicle; cytoplasm; actin cytoskeleton. The coding region runs from base 459 to 4436 and encodes 1325 amino acids.
CUUGGCCAUUGCUUCUCCGCCAAGCGGCUACUCGUUGGUUGAGACUGCCCAUGUUCGUUUCGCCUUCUUUAUCCCAAUAACAUCAACUACCUGCGUCCUUCUACCCCUUACACGAAACGAAGCCAAAGAACGCGCCGCCUUGCAAGAUGCGCCGGCAGCUGCUUGAACAUGUGGCCCUAAUGACGUCAAGGAGCUUGGACGAGUGACCUUUGGCACAAGCGAUGCGACUAAGUGCGAUUGCAUACAAAGACCAAGACGUACAUUAUUUCAAUUUGGCGGAGCAGGCGGCAUAGAGCUGUCCAUAGACACCAUGUGGCAUCUUUAAAAACCACCCGACGACGGAAUGGACGGUGUACGUACGUACGGGAUUGUCAGCUGCGAGCCGAGAGCGCGGUCAAGAUCAGCGGCGCGGUGGAUUUCCCCAGUCAUUUGGACAUUUUCUCUGCAACUCCCACCCGAUGUCGACAGCCGAGCACACGCAGGUGUACAUCCCCGACGACAAGGUCGCGUGGAUCGCUGCGCAAGUGCUGAGCGCGACCGGGGAUACCUUUGAGGUCCAGACCCAAGGCGACGCGUCCGAGGAGUUCCUGAGCGACCACCCCAAGGACGGCGCCCAUCGCACCGUGCCGAAAGCGGCCGUGUGCUUGCAGAACGUGCUGCCGGUCGACGGCUGCAGCGACAUGGUGCACCUCAACUACCUCCAUGAAGCCGCGAUCUUGUACAACCUCAAGACGCGCUUCCACCGCGGCUUGCCAUACACAUACACGGGCCCCAUCUGCAUUGCCGUCAACCCCUACAAAUGGCUCGAUAUUUACAACCCCACGGUCCAAUCCAAGUACAUGGAGGUCGAAAAGCUACCGGAGCUGCCGCCCCACGUCUACGCCGUCAGCGCGCGGUCGUACCAUCACAUGCGCGUGUUUGGCGAGAACCAGAGCAUCCUCGUGAGUGGCGAGUCGGGCGCUGGUAAGACCGAGACGACCAAGAUCCUCAUGUCGCACCUUGCGACGGCCGGCGACCGCACGGACGCGGACCACGCCAUGACGAUGAACAUUGUUGACCGCGUGCUCCAGUCCAACCCGCUCAUGGAGAGCUUUGGUAACGCCAAGACGUCGCGCAACGACAACUCGUCGCGCUUUGGCAAGUUCAGCGAGCUCCAGUUCAACGCUGAAUGCCAGCUCGUCGGUGCGCGCUGCAACACUUAUUUACUCGAAAAAUCCCGCGUCUCGACGCACGGCAAGGGCGAGCGCAACUACCACAUCUUUUACCAGCUCCUCGCGGCGCCCGAGGCCAUCCGCACGCAGGUCGAGCUCCACGAGACAGACCCGAUGGCGUUCCCGUUCCUUCGCGGCACGUCGGCGAACGGCGAGAACGUCAUGACGGAGCUCGACGCCGAGUACUUUGGCCGGACGCUCACGGGCCUCACGACUCUCGGGAUUGCUGAAGCCGAUCAAAUCUCGGUGUUUGGCAUCGUCUCGGCCAUCUUGCACCUCGGCCGCGUCGAGUUUCAGGGCGAUGAAGCUUCCAUGGUGGCGACGCCGGCCACGGUGGCCGCGGUCACCAAGCUCCUCGGGUUCAGCGCGUCCGACUUUGAGCAGAGCUUGUGCACGCGCCAAAUGGCCGCGGGCCUCGACUCGUACACGGUGCCGCACACGAUGGAGCAAGCGACGAGCGCGCGCACGGCCUUGUCCGUCGCGCUCUACAGCAAGCUCUUUGAUUGGCUCGUCACGCACAUCAACGCGUCGACGUCGUCCAAGAUGCACGUGAGCCACCGCAUUUGCAUCCUCGAUAUCUUUGGCUUUGAGAUCUUCGAGAACAACUCGUUUGAGCAGCUUUGCAUCAACUACGCCAACGAAAAGCUGCAGCAAAAGUUCACCCAAGACGUCUUCAAGUCGAUCCAGAACGAGUACGAGGAAGAGGGCAUUCCGUGGACUAAGAUCGACUUUGCCGACAACGUCAACGUGCUCGAGCUCAUCGAAGGCCGCUUUGGUCUCCUCGCGCUGCUCAACGAAGAGUGCAUGCGGCCCAAGGGCAGCGACUCGGCGUUCACCAACAAGCUCUCGGCGCACUACAACGACAACGACCGGUUUGAGAUCCCGCGUCUGCGUCGCAACUGCUUUGCGAUCACGCACUACGCCGGCUACGUCUCGUACGAGACGUCUGGGUUCCUCAUCAAGAACACGGACGCGCUCCAGAAGGAUGUGCUCAGCCUUCUGUACCGGUCGACGUCGCCGUUCAUCAAUGCGCUCUUCCCCGCGCCGGCCGAGAACAAGGCGGCUGUCAUGACCAACCGUCUCCGCCGGUCCAACUCGAUCCUCGCCGACUCGGUCGGCACGCAGUUCAAGUCGCAGCUCAACGCGCUCAUGGAGGACAUCCGCCGCACGCACGUCCAGUACGUGCGCUGUAUCAAGCCCAACAGCAACAAGAGCCCGCACAGCUUCUCGAAAGGCCGUGUCGCGUCGCAGCUGCAGUGCGCCGGUGUCGUCGAGGCCGUGCGCAUUAGCCGCAUGGCCUUCCCGAACCGCCUCUUGCAGCAAGACUGUCUCCAGCGCUUCCGCCUCCUCUUGGCCAAGUCGUCGGCGUGCGACUCGGACGACGACGAGGUCAACCAGUGCGCGCAGCUUUUGAACCAGCUUCUGACGGCAUCGGACUUUCAGCUCGGCAAGUCGCGCGUGUUUUUCCGCGCCGGCGCGCUCGAGCGCCUCGAAGACCUUCGCACGCGCCAGCGUGACGCGAGCGCGGUCAUUCUCCAGCGGGUCGCACGCCAAUGGGCAGCGACGACGCACUACCGUAAGGCGCGCAAGGCCGCGAUCGUGCUUCAGUCGUACACGCGCAUGUUCCUCACGAGCCGCCGGUACCGCGCCAUGCGCCUCGCGGCAAUCACGCUCCAGUGCGCCGUGCGCUGCUACAUGGCGAAUGCGGUCGUGCAUGGCAUGCGCCAGACCAAGGGCGCGCUCAAGAUCCAAGCGACGUUCAAGAUGCACGUUGCGUACACCAAGUACAUGCGCGUGCGCAACGCGAGCAUCAUGAUGCAGUGCCUCGUGCGCGGCUUCAUUGCCAAGAAGGGCUACGCCCGUCUUCUCGUGCAGGCGAAAGAGGAAGCGAAGCUCGAGAACCAGAUCCAGCGCCUCAAGGACCGCUUGAAGGAGGAGAAGGCGCGUGCGGACCAGCUCAGCCGUCGGGCGAGCAUGGUCGGCAGCGUGCCGCUUGACAUUGAGCUCGAAGGCGCGAGCGGUCUCAUCGACCAGCUCCGCGCCGAAAUGACCCUGCUCAAGGACGCGAACGCGACGCUGAAAGUCCAAAACAUCCAGCUCAAGAAGGAGAAGGAAGGCAUGGAGCGCGGUGCGUACGUCAACGGCGCGUCGUUUGCGGCCGCCAACCAGCGCGCGAUCAAGCUCCAAGAGGAGGUCGAGUUUCUCAAGCUCGCGCACGUGCGCAUCAAGGAGACGCACAAGACGCUGCGCAUGCAGAACACGGCCAGCAUGGAGGGCAUCCACCAUCUGCAAAUGGAGCUCCACAAGGCGGUGUGCGAGCGCAACGCACUGCAGCAAAGCCACAUGGCGCUUCAGACCCACCUCGGCACGCUCGAAGCCGACAACUCGGAGCUCACAAAGGUGAACGCACGCCUCCGUCUCAUCCUUCGCCAAGACCCGGAGCUGAACCGCAAGAGCCGCGAAGAAGUCGCGGGCAUGAUGAAGAACGUGCGUCAAGCUCAAGAGGCCCGCGCCAAGCCCGCUGCCGUGACCUUUGCGUCCGUGACGGCGGCAUCGCUCAUCAAGCCCGUGGCUGUCUUGCAGCCCGAGGUCACGGCCAUCAUGAUCAAGGCCAACCAGAUGCCCAAGAAGCCCAAGGGGCUCUCGAACCGUGUCAUCAACCUCGCCGAAGCGGUCAAGGAAGAAAACGAAAAGGCCAAUGUCCGCCAGCCCAAGGGCGUCGACGGGCCGCUGCCCUCGCCCGGCAAGGUCAUGGGGCUUGUCGAGUCGGACGACGAAGGCGAUGAGAAGGUGAGCUUCCGCGUCACGCUCGUCGACGUGGCCGAAGAGCCGCCGGUCCCGACAACGGCGCAGGUCGUCAAGCGCGUCGCGGUCGGCCCGCCGAUGAAUGGCAACGGCCGCCAGCCGCCGCCGCCGCCGACCAACAACAUGAACAUGAACAACAACAAUGGCUGGAAGACGCAGACGGGCAACCGCGCGCGUAGCAACUCGAGCCAGACCAAGGGUCGUCCGCGCACCAACUCGCGCGAGAAGGACGAGUCGCGCCAGCGCGGGCAGGCGCAGCGCCAGCAGUCGCCGCCCUACCAUCGCCGCGGGAGCUCGACGAGCCUCGGCAACGUACCAGGUGGCAACUUUCGCCGAAGCGGCUCGAGCAGUGUCAACAGCGCCGACGGCCACCCCUCGCAACGCUCCAUGGGCCGCGGCGGCCGCCACGUCGAGUUGUGAGCGCAACCCACAAUACUAGUUGCUAGGCUUUUUUAUUACCAUCAUUUAUAUACAUCACCAAUGCAUAAACG